UUUUAAAUUGUCAGAGUUAUGUUAUGAAAGUAACAUAACAUCGUCGUUCACAAGAUUCUCGGAUCAUUCAUUCUUCAACUCAGUUCGAUCAAGUUUUGUUACGCAAAGACAUAUUUUAAUGUUGUUAAAUUAAUUUUUAAAAACAUGUUAUACUACUUUUAAACAAUUAUCCUUAUUGGGAAUGUAGUCAAUUGUGAUAAACUAUCAAGAUUACAAGUGUUGUGAAUUUUGAGGUUAUAAUGAAGAUUGUUUUGUUCAUAUUUCUCUUUGUUAAAGAGAUUGUUUGUCAGGGUAAUUGGAAGUUUGUUGGCAAUCCGUUAAUUCAUGCAUAUCCUUGUAAAAAUGAUAAAGAAAUUAUUGUAUCAUUUGAGCCUGGUUUACCAGACGGCAGGAAUAAUGUAUACAGUGUGUUAAUUGAUAAAGAUAUACCAGCAUUUUCGGAAAUUGACAUUCUGACGGAUUCUGAUGCUGUUUUAAAAUUGGCAGACAAAGAUAAAGGCAGACUAAGUGCCUCUGGUCCAGAUAGUUUUAAUAUAAGAAUAACGAACAUGACUAAUUCAAUUUCGUUCGCAGUAAAGGGUCCACCUUCAGGCGGACUUCCAUAUUUUCAAAGUAUAAAACUUAACUCAGUGGAAUUAUGCGUUAAUCCAAGAAAGGGUUUCUUGAAAAAGUUCGUUAAGAGUACAGUAGAUGAUAGUAUUCCAAUUGACUUAGUCGGCGGUGGUGCUUGUGGUAGAAGGAAAAUAUUGCACACAGAAUUAAUUGUCGAAGGAGAGGCCACCAAAGCUGGUGACUGGCCGUGGCAUGUCGCCAUAUACAGACUUUAUAAAAGAGAAAUUAAAUACAUCUGUGGUGGAACUUUAUUAUCCAAGAACUUUGUAUUAACUGCUGCACAUUGUGCUUCUGUUAGAGGAGAGACAGUGAUACCUGAGACUUUGAAUGUAAUUCUUGGUAAACAUAACCUCGUGGGUGGUGAUGUGGCUGUUCAAGAGAAAGAAGUUUUCAGUGUAAUUUUACAUGAAAAUUUCAAAUAUCAAAUAUCUUUGGACAAUGAUAUUGCAUUAUUGAAGUUAAGGACUGAAGUAACAUUCACUGACUACGUUCAGCCUGCUUGCGUGUGGUCUCCGGAAUCGCAUGAGAGAUAUCCUACCAAAGAAAUUUUUGGCACGGUUGUAGGAUGGGGAUUUGAUCAAUCCAAUGAGCUCUCAACACAACUUAGGCAAGCUUCAAUGCCGAUAAUAAGAGAACAGAAAUGCUAUAAAAGUAACCCACUGUUCUAUUCAAAGGUUUUGAAUGAUAACAAAUUCUGCGCAGGCUGGGGAAAUGGUACAUCUGCUUGCAACGGUGACAGUGGUGGUGGAUUCUUUGUGUUCACGCCUGACGUACGUCAUGAUGAUGCACCAAACGCAUCAGGAGCGUGGUUCCUUAAGGGUAUAGUUUCGUUGACGGUGUCAAAGCGAAACGCAAGAAUAUGCGAUCCAACUCAAUACGUGGUCUUCACAGACGCUUCUAAAUACAAAGAUUGGAUAGAUAAAUAUGUUCAAUGAGUUUGGUUUUUAGUGAAAAUUUUUUUUUUUCAUUAUGUAAUUAUUUUCAGAAGUUUUUUAUAUGUCGUGUUAAUGUUUAGCUCGGGUCGAUGCGCCAGCGGAGUAAGUUAAUAUUUAGCAAUAUUUUUUUUUAAUAAAUUUAUUUCGUAAUAUUUUCUUAUCCCGUAUCCCGCCAUAUACAAAUGUGUUUUUCGUUUUUCGAUUUACAUAUGUACAUUUAUCCUAUGUUCUUACGGUGAAGGAAAAUAUCGUGAUGCUGCACAUAUCUGAGAAGAAAUUCAAAGAUAUGUGUGAAGUCAACCAACCCGCACUUGGCCAGCGUGGUUGACUAUGGCCUAAUCACCCUGAACUUAGGGUAGACUCCGAGCCCCUCGGUGGGGACGUAUAGUGAGCUGAUGAUGAUAUUUUCUUACCGAUUGUGAAUUGAUAAAUAAAAUAUGCAGUUAAUAAUUUUCCUAAAGUUUAUAAUGUACCUAGUGAGAUUAUAAAAUGACGAAUUUCAUACUUCGUCGGUGACAUACAAAAGUACUAUUUUUUUUAUAUUGUUUCUUACAAUAACACCAUAAUUCUUUUGUUUUCGAAAUACUAAAAAGAAAAAAGAGGA
Messenger RNA from Papilio xuthus (Asian swallowtail), 2151 nucleotides. Lineage: Eukaryota; Metazoa; Arthropoda; Insecta; Lepidoptera; Papilionidae. The record is from RefSeq and is a predicted model, not a curated record.